Molecule: messenger RNA, 1506 nt
Organism: Podarcis lilfordi (Lilford's wall lizard)
Lineage: Eukaryota; Metazoa; Chordata; Lepidosauria; Squamata; Lacertidae
Source: the annotation of a GenBank genome assembly
AUGUGGAGCUCCGCUAUGGAUCUAGUGUUUCUGGUUAUCAAUGGUGUGGGAAUGAUUUUGGACCUCUUGGUUCUCUUGCUGGAUGUCAACUUCUUCCUCUUUUCCACACUAGUGUCCUUCCUCGUCUGGCUCAUUGCAUUUGUUUGUAGCCUGCCCAAUACCUUGGUUGCUUGUGUGAUCCACUGCUGGAAUGGGAUUACGUUAUCCUCGCUAUGUAUAGCCGAGGCAUUGUAUUACUUGACUCUGGGCUCUGUGCACACCAUUGUCAACAUGCUGCGGGGCUUCUUCUCCAGCAUGGAGAGCUUGAAAGUAGUGGGCCACCUGUUCACCCACCUGACGCUUAAAAGCAAAGAAAUUAUGCACCGUGGUUUCUGGAACCUGGUUGGAUCCGGCCAGUCACUUCUCAGGCAAGUGUGUGAAGUGUGUGCCAUCGUCAUGAGCCUUGUGGCUUACUUCGUCAACAGCAUCAUCAACAUCUGCCUCAUCGGAACCCAGAACCUUUUCUCUCUGGGACUGGCCCUGUGGGAAACUGUUGUUGGCCCCUUUCUAAGGGUCACCGAUAUUUUUGCAGCUUUUGUUGCACGGCUGUCCAGCAGUGCCAUCGCUAUGGCCAUCCUCCUGUGGACUCCCUGCCAGUUGGCGUUUGAUCUGCUGGCCUCUGUGAGCAAGCUGCUGCUUAAUGUUUUCUUCCUCAACCUCUAUGGUUUGAUGUUGCUGUCUGUGAUUCUUGCCACCAGCAUCUUAAUCCUCAACCCUCAGCUGACAUGGACACUGGCAAGCCAAAUGUCUGGCUAUUUGAACACCAUGCCUUCUUACCAGCGCCUGCUCAGAGACAUGCGCCGCCUGUAUCAGAUUGUACUCUUGUCACUGGAUAUGGUCUUGAGCUCGCAAGCUUGGCGCAGGUUAGCUGACUGGAGCCUCCAGAUGGCUAGCUGGAACAGAGGUGGCAGGGGAGGAAACCACCAUGUGGAACAAGAGCAACAGCUUUUGAUUGAGGGCAACCAAGAAAGGCCAGGAGGACCUGCUGUAGUUCAGGGACCAGCUCCUCCGGGAGCAACUCAUCCAAGAAGACAAGGACCACCUGUGACCAAUCAGCAGGCUGUACCCCGUGCCCGCCAGACAUGGCAGGCAGCAGCUCGAGGCAGCAGGAACCAGCACAGAACAGAAGAUGAUCUGGAAUCAACUACACAACAGAGUCUGCACUCAGGGCAGCACUUGCAGCCUUCUGGUGAAGGACCAAGCACAUCACAUGCCAAACCUGCAACAAAAGAGCAGCUUAAUGCUCUGGAGGACGACGAUGACCCAUGGCUUCUUCUCAAAGAACAAGAAGAGCGGAAGAAAUGUGUCAUCUGCCAGGACCAAACAAAGACAGUUUUGCUACUUCCCUGCCGGCAUCUUUGCCUCUGCCAGCAGUGCACUGAAAUCCUGCUGCAGCAGGCCAUAUACCAGCGCAACUGCCCACUCUGCCGGCAGAUGAUCCUGCAGACUCUCAAUGUCUACCUGUGA